Otolemur garnettii (small-eared galago) is the source of this 986-nucleotide messenger RNA. Its product is annotated as glutathione S-transferase Mu 1-like. The transcript is spliced from 6 exons. The record is from RefSeq and is a predicted model, not a curated record. Gene Ontology annotation, molecular function: glutathione transferase activity. Lineage: Eukaryota; Metazoa; Chordata; Mammalia; Primates; Galagidae. Bases 95 to 571 code for a protein of 158 amino acids. Gene Ontology annotation, biological process: glutathione metabolic process.
AAGUCAGGCCCCGCCUUGCGCUGCUACAAACUUCGGUGAAGUUGCAGUCCAGCUACGCUGAGGUUUGUCUGCUGAGUCCACGGCUUCCUGCACCAUGCCGAUGAUACUGGGUUACUGGGACAUCCGCGGGCUGGCUCACGCCACCCGCCUGCUCCUGGAAUACACAGACUCCAGCUAUGAGGAGAAGAUUUACGUAAUGGGGGACGCUCCUGACUAUGACAGAAGCCAGUGGCUGAAGGAAAAAUUCAAGCUGGGCCUGGAUUUUCCCAAUGAGAAACUGAAGCCCGACUUCUUGAAGGAAAUCCCUGAAAAGAUGAAGCUUUACUCGGAGUUCCUGGGGACACGUCCAUGGUUUGUGGGGGACAAGAUCACCUUUGUGGAUUUCCUUGCUUACGAUGUCUUUGACAUACAUCGCAUAUUUGAACCCAAGUGCCUGGAUGCAUUCCCUAACCUGAAGGACUUCAUGGCCCGUUUUGAGGGCCUGAAGAAGAUCUCUGCGUACAUGAAGCAUGCCCGCUUCCUCCAAGGCCCCUUGUUUGGAAGGAUGGCAGUGUGGGUUGGCAAAAGAUAGGGUUCUGUGAUACCAGGAGAUGGGUGAUGGAGCCAGCACUGUGCCUGCCGCCUGAGGCCCUGGAGAAUAGCCAGAUUCCCUUCACUGCCUGGCACCAGCCUUUUUGUUCCUUUAUGUUUCUUUCUUCUCUUUUCUCCUCCUCAAGGCCUUAUUGGCACCCUUUUUCUAAUCUGACCUCCCCUCAUGCAGGCUUCACUUCCACACUUUCCUUCCUCAAAGUCUCCCUUAUAACAUCACCUGUCCCUGUCCUAAUGCCAGCCUGACCAUCUUUCCCAUCAGUGCUUGUCUGUGCUUUCAGAAGCCCGAAUGGACCCCAAGUUCCCCAGCAUUGUCCUGAAAGGCCAGGACUCCCUGGUGUGCAGGCCCUGUCCCUUGGCUGGAUCUUGGUCUGAUGCCUAAUAAAGCCUGAACACAC